CGGGAGAUGGCGGUCGCGGAGCCCCGCGGGAGGGAGACCCCCGCCGUGGGGAGCAGGCGAGCCGCCUGCCGCGGCGUGCCGAGGGGCUGCGGGUGGCGAGCGCUCCCCUGCCCGAGGAGCUGGCAGCAGGAGCUGGCGCGGCGUGGGGCGCCGCAGGUGCUGCAGCGCUCGGGAGGAGCUGAAAUCCCAGUGCUGUCUGUCCUGGAGCUUGCUGAUUUACGGCAGGAGCCUGGUCUUGAAGCAGGAAGUGCCUGGUUUGUACGACGCCAAAUGCAAGAAAGGCAGACUCAGCCCAGAAGAACUUAGAGUUGACAUCUCUGGCUGUAACGCCGCAGCUCAACACUGUUUCUUAAAUGGCCUCAGGUAUGGAUGGGAAGAAAUGCAGCGUGUGGAUGUUUUUACCUCUUGUGUUUACCCUGUUUACAUCAGCUGGAUUAUGGAUAGUGUACUUUAUAGCAGUGGAAGAUAACAAAAUUCUCCCACUAAAUGUACCAGAUAGGAAACCUGGUUCCAAAAGACCACCUUAUAUAAGUAUUGCAGGUGAUGCACCUCCUGCAAGCUGCGUGUUUAGCCAAGUCAUGAACAUGGCAGCAUUUCUAGCACUUGUCGUGGCUGUCCUGCGCUUCAUUCAGCUGAAGCCGAAGGUGCUAAAUCCUUGGCUGAACGUCAGUGGCCUGGUGGCGUUAUGCUUAGCCUCUUUUGGGAUGACCCUACUCGGCAACUUUCAGCUUUCCAACGAUGAGGAGAUCCACAAUGUGGGCACAUCGCUGACCUUUGGCUUUGGGACCUUGGCUUGCUGGAUCCAGUCUGCCCUCACCCUCAAGAUCAACCUCAAGAACGAGGGGCGGAAAGUCGGGAUUCCACGAGUUGCCUUGUCAGGCAGCAUCACCCUCUGUGUGGUGCUCUAUUUCAUUCUCAUGGCGCAGGGCAUCCACAUGCAUGCUUCCAGGAUCCAGUGGGGCCUGGUGAUGUGCUUCCUGUGCUACUUCGGUACCUUUGCAGUGGAAUUCAGGCACUACAGAUUUGAGAUCAUUUGCUCUGAGUACCAGGAAAACUUUCUGAGCUUUUCUGAAAGUUUAUCAGAAGCCUCCGAGUACCAGACGGAUCAGGUGUAGCCUGUCCUCUGGCAGCGGGGGAGGGGGGCAGGUGUGGUCUUAUGAGUUAAACAUGACCUCAUUUACACUUUUUUGAUGAGUUUGUUUUCGUGUGCAAUCAUGAUCGUAUUGCCAAAGGGCUCUGAGGGUGGCUGUAUCAUUAAGAGCCAAACAAAAAUAGCUGUCUGCUGGAAGAGGAGUGGAUCCUUCUCUGCAAUAGCAUGAAAGAGCACAAGCUGUUUAGUUUGUGCUACCAGAGACUCUUUCUGAGUGGCUCUGUCACACUCUUGUUCAAAACAUUCAACAGCCAGUCCUUGUGAGGCCCCUCCAAGACAGGCACUCCUCAGCCUGCUCUGCAGAGAAGAAGGAAACGGACUUCUCCACCUAGUCUUCAGGAGUUGCCAGUUCCAGAGUAACCAGACUGCAUCUUUUGUGUUUCUUGCAUUGUUUUUUUUGCUGCCAACUGAUGUAACUUAGUAGGGUGAGAAAGAACACCUGUUUCUUCUGAACUUGGAGUUGGGCAGUGGAAGACACCAACUGACUGGCUUUUAUGGUGAGCAGGCAGGCAUUUCUUCCAGCCUGGAAAGCAGCCAACAGUAAAGCUGUGUUUGGGAGAAACUGUGCUGUCAUCAAGAAGCAAGACUUGGCCAAUGUUGCCUUGUGGCUGGACAGUCCGUCCUUAGGCCAGAGGAGAUAAAACAGUGGGGUGCUGUGCUCGGCUUCGUGUUGCAGACUCAACAGUGGGGACUGGUGGAAGUGAGGUGCUGAAUUAAGAUGGGAAUGCCUGCGUGCUCUGAAGAUGAACCAGAAAAGGCUGCUGUUUGUAAGUAUGUAGUGCUUCCACCACAUAUCAUGUGUAAUGUUUCAAAAGCUUUUUUUUUGUUCACUGGGGGGGGAAACAUUGUGUUAGAGACACUGGGUUCGCCUGCAAUGAGAACAGAACCUCUGCAGGUGGUUCUGGGCAUAGGGUUUGGUUUUGCUCUUUGUGUGCUUAGAAGUCAAACUUCAGACAUGUUGACACUAGGCCUGGGCUCUGGACCCCUCAGUGUGGCCAGCUGUCCCAAGUGGAGUCUGCCACAGGUUUAAGCGGGCUUCCAAGGUGCAGGGAAGCAGUUCUGCCCUGUAAGUUGGGUGAUACGGCCUGAGGGAUGGAAGUGCAGGAAGGGGAACAGCACAACCAGAAGGGCUUCUCGCUCCCUGAAGGGAGGUUUUCAAAGAGAACUGUUUUCAAAGAAAAAGCAGAAGUUCAAAGCCCCUGUUUGAAAACCUGAUUUUGGGAAGGCUGCUGUAUUGGCUGGGCAGGGGAGUGAUGGGAGUUGCUUCUCAUGAACAUGGCUCCCGUUUUCCUCCACGAAUCAGGCUCAGCUUAGGUUUGCAUCUUGUCUGAGCUGCAGGAAAAUAAGCAGAAAUUAAAAUGGUGGCAAAAGCAUUUUAAGGGCAACUCGUACUGCACUGUGGUGUUUCUGGCAGAGAGGGAAAAGGCCUGAAGGCAUUCAGUCUUCUGCAAAGGUCAGAGGCAUCUCCUGAAAGGAGAAACAGUUGAGAGAAACUUCUGUCAAAACUAAUGUAAGUAGAAAACUUUCAGCCAGUCCUUUAUCUUCCAAAAGAUUCCAAAAUUUCUCAGGCAGCUGUUUAUAAAUCCAGAGCAUCUCCAGCCAAUGGAGGGUUGUCAUUGGACUCCUGAAGGCCUCCUCCUUGUAGCUAUGUCAUGAGUGGGAAGCUUUUCUGGAGAGACAUGCCAAGGGUAGCCCAAGGGCACAGCAGUGUAAGGCGCAGGGCUCCCUAGCAGCCCAUCCAGGGAGCUCCUCCUGGGCGAGGGCAGGAGGGAACAGCCUGGAGAAGAUGCAGGUAGGGAUCCUCUUAUACAGACACACACACUCAAUGCAUAUGGAGCACAAAAUAGCAAUUUGUUUUAAGGGUGUUUUACUGUAAAUAGUCCACAGUGACUUUUUUAAAAAAAAUAUUGUUUCAGUUUAUCAUUUUAUAUUUUGUAAUUUUAUCAAAGGAAAAAAAGAUUAUGUUUGUAAUUUUUUUCUUUCUCACCUUUUCCUAUAUGCAAUCCAAACUGAACUGCAGGUUUUUGGUGAUAACAUUUCUUAGAGUAUUUCUAACCACAUUUCAGCACAACUAAAUGACAACUGAUAUACACUGAAACAUGACCACUAAAUAAAGUGCUUUUAUGGAGAAA
Messenger RNA from Grus americana (Whooping crane), 3282 nucleotides. It is a transcript of the gene TMEM150C, whose product is annotated as transmembrane protein 150C. Bases 354 to 1115 code for a protein of 253 amino acids. The record is from RefSeq and is a predicted model, not a curated record. The transcript is spliced from 9 exons. Lineage: Eukaryota; Metazoa; Chordata; Aves; Gruiformes; Gruidae.